This is a messenger RNA of Paraglomus brasilianum, 393 nucleotides long. The record is from the annotation of a GenBank genome assembly. Lineage: Eukaryota; Fungi; Glomeromycota; Glomeromycetes; Paraglomerales; Paraglomeraceae.
AUGCAUUUGAACUUGAAUGAUGAAAGACUUGUUGAUAAUCUAUCGGAUGAAAGUCGCGAAAUUAUAGAACACUGUAUAUAUCAAUUAGGCACUCAUAUUCCAACUGAGGAGCCGCUUACAUUUGAGGAAAUUGUUUACCUGGUCAACGCAGAAGAUACAGAAAAUACAGAAAAUACUAUUGAUGAUUCCAAUGAAGAAACAUCACCUGUACAACUGAAAGAAGCUCGAAUAGGGUUGGAAACUGCUUUUAAAUUUUUCGAGCAGCAACCAAACGAUGUAGGCAUAGAUGUUAGUGAUUUGCGUGUUUUCCGCAAGUAUAUGAAUUUACUUAACCUCAAAAAAUUCCAAUCAAAGCGUCAACAAAGUAUUGAUGCUUACUUUAGUGCUAGUUAG